GCUGCGGCGCUCUCACGCGACCACUGCACGCCGUCGACGCGACGUUAACCUCUCCGUGACGCGUCCGAGCUGCUGCGGUCGCUCCGUCGGCUGCCCGAAGCCGUGAGAGCCAACACACAGAGGAGGCUGCCAUGGGGGAGUGGGAGCGGCGCUGGCGGGGGCCGCCCCACGACAAAUCUCUGGACGAGCUGCCCAUGGCCACGGUCCGGUUCCUCGAUAGCUUGCGAGUGAUGGUCGCGGACACCUACCCGGGCGGCCCGGGCGACGUCGUCGCGAUCCGGCCCGGCGACGACUCUGAGGAAGACGACGACUGCGACGACUGGGAGGGGAAGAUGCUCACGGCACGAGACGUGUGCGACCACGUGCGUGAGACGCUCGGGUGGUCGUCGAAGAACCUGCGCGUGACGUGGAACGGUCGCGCGCUGCGCGACAAGGAGACGCUCUACGCGGCCGGCGUGCGCUUCGACUCGACGAUCCACGUCGUCGAUGCGGCCCGCGUCAAGGAGGAAGGCGAGCUGCCCGGUAAAAGCGCGGCGCCGGUCGCGGGCGCGGAACCGGGCGAGGUCUCGCCCGUCAAGCGCGAGUUCCCCGUCGAGGCCGCCGAGGAGGUCCUCGAGGCGCCGAACCCCUACGCGCCGGCGCCCGCCGAGCCCGACGACGACUGGCGGGCCCGGACGCGGUUGGUGUGUUCGCCCCAGGGGCCGGUGCGAUAUUAAUUCACAUAUGU
Messenger RNA from Pelagomonas calceolata, 727 nucleotides. The record is from the annotation of a GenBank genome assembly. NCBI's taxonomy places the organism in Eukaryota, Pelagophyceae, Pelagomonadales, Pelagomonadaceae.